GAAGAAGAUCGAUCCUCAGAAAGGCGAGAUGAAACUGCUGGUGAUUUUGAUGAAGAAUGUGAUGAAGAAGGAAAUGAUUACUCAGAUGCAGAUGAUUUUAUUGUCGAUGAUGAGGGACGCCCUAUCACUGUUAAACGCCAAAAGCGGAAACCUAUUUUUACUGAUGCGGCUCUUCAAGAAGCACAAGACAUCUUUGGAGUAGAUUUUGACUAUGAUGAGUUUGAUAAAUAUGACCAAGAAGAGGAAGAGGAAGAGGAUGAAGAUUAUCAAAAAGAGGAUGAUCCUGGAAGGAGGAGGAAAGCAAAGAAAUCUAUAUUUGAAAUUUAUGAACCCAGCGAACUUAAAAGAGGCUAUUUUACUGAUUUAGAUAAUCAGAUUCGUAACACAGACAUUCCUGAAAGGAUGCAGUUGCGUGAUACGCCAGUAACACCAGAAACUGACGAUAAAUUAGAAGAUGAGGCUGCUUGGAUCUUCAAGCAAGCCUUUUGCAAGCCUUCUAUAUCAACUCAGCAUCAGCAUGGCUUAAAUUCUGAGAGUGAAAAGAUACGAAAAGAACCCAGUGCAACAACAUAUAAAAUUAAGAAGGCCCUUGACUUCAUGCGAAAUCAAAGUUUGGAAGUUCCUUUUAUUGCAUUUUAUAGGAAAGAAUAUGUUUCUCCAGAGCUCACAUUAAGUGAUCUGUGGAAGGUUUACAAGUAUGAUGAAAAGUGGUGUCAGUUAUCAGCACGCAAACAAACACUUAUUAAACUUUUUGAAAAAAUGCGUGAUUAUCAAGGGGAGCAGCUUACUAAAGACAGCACAGCAGACAUUCCUGAAGAUGUCAGAGUUUUGACAGAUGAUGAUAUUGACCGAGUGCGAGCUGUACAGACUCAAGAGGAUUUUCGAGAUGUCUCCUUACAUUUUCAACUCUAUUAUUCACACGAGGUUCCAGCUAUGCAAGCAGCUUGCAAAGCUAUAGAGAAACUAGAGCGACAGCAAAGGAAAGAAGCACAGCGUAAUCGACGCGAAAGAAGGAAGAAAAAGAAAACUAUUGUUAAUGAUGAUGGUGAAGAAGAGGAGGUGACUGAUGACGAUGUAGAGGACGAUGAUGACCUUGAUGAUGAGGAAGAUGAUAUGGAGGAGGAUGAACCUCAGGAACAAGUGAAGCAGGCUGUUAGGUCUGGACCAUACAGUAUGUGUCGUAAAGCACGAUUAGCAGGAUUUGCCAAACGGUUUGGCCUCUCUCCUGAACAGUUUGCUGAGAACUUGAGAGACAAUUACCAACGACAUGAGGUAGAACAAGAAUCUGUUGAACCUCUUGUGUUAGCUAAAGAAUAUCUUUCUGCACAAUUUCCUAAUUCUGAGGAGGUUUUGAAGGCUGUUAAGUAUAUGGUUGCUGCACAGUUGUCUAGGGAGCCAUUAGUGCGGAAAUGUGUUAGGGAGGCCCUUUUUGAGCGAUCCAAAAUUGAUGUAAUUCCUACAAAGAAAGGAAUAAAAGAAAUUGAUGAAAACCACCCUAUUUAUGGACUGAAAUAUCUGAAAGGGAAACCUGUUCGUGACUUAUCUGAUGAACAGUUCUUAAAGCUUAUAAUGGCUGAGGAAGAAAAGAACAUAACUAUCUCUUUUUCUGACCAAAUAGAAGGCUUGACGACUGCUUCAUUUAUUGAAGAAGCCAAACAACUGUACCUUAGGGAUGAAUUCAUUAAACAUGUCCAAGAAUGGAAUACAAUUCGAGUAGAAUGUGUUGAUCUUGCUCUCCGUAAAAUGUUAAUUCCGGAAAUUAGAAAAGAACUUAAGAGUGUAUUACUGAACGAGGCAAAGGAUUGUGUUCUGCGUGCAUGUUGCCGACGUUUGUACAACUGGAUAAAGAUUGCACCAUACAACGUAGACUUUCCAGAUGAGGAUGAAGAUGAGUGGGACACAUCAAAGGGGCUUCGUGUUAUGGGUCUUGCCUAUGUCCCUGAUUUUUCUCAGGCUGCAUUUGCUUGUAUUGUUGCCCCAGAUGGAGAGGUGACUGACUAUUUACGGUUGCCUAGCAUUUUGAAGAGGCGCAAUGGUUACAGGGAAGAUGAUAAGCUUCAAAAGGAGGCCGAUCUUACUGCAUUGCGCUAUUUUAUUUCAACUAAGAAACCUCAUGUUAUUGCUGUGGGUGGAGAGAGCCGAGAUGCAUUAAUGAUUAUUCAGGACCUGAAAAAUGUUGUGAAGGAUUUGGUGGAAGAUGAUCAGUUCCCUUCCAUCAAUGUUGAAAUUGUUGACAAUGACCUUGCCAAAAUUUUUGCCAACUCUAUUAAGGCAGAGAAUGAGUUCCGAGAUUAUCCUCUGCUUUUAAGACAAUCUAUAUCUCUUGCACGCCGGUUACAAGAUCCUUUGAUAGAGUACUCUCAAUUAUGCACUAGUGAUGAAGAAAUUUUGUGUCUUCGGUUUCACCCCCUCCAGGACCAAUUGGCUAAAGAAGACUUAUUGGAAGCUUUGUACCUGGAGUUUGUGAAUCGAACAAAUGAAGUUGGAGUAGAUAUUAAUGUUGCUGUUCAAACUGGUCAAACUGCCAACCUUGUUCAAUUUAUUUGUGGUCUUGGUCCUCGCAAAGGAACAGCUCUAAUCAAGCUUCUAAAGCAGACAAAUCAGCGUUUGGAAAACCGUACUCAAUUAGUAACCUCAUGUCACAUGGGACCCAAGGUCUUUAUUAAUUGUGCUGGAUUCAUUCGUAUUGACACGAAUUCAUUAGGAGACAGCACCGAAGCAUAUGUUGAGGUUCUUGAUGGAUCUCGUGUACAUCCUGAAGCCUAUGAAUGGGCAAGAAAAAUGGCAGUGGAUGCCUUGGAGUAUGAUGAUGAGGACGCCAACCCUGCUGGGGUGUUAGAGGAAAUUUUGGAGUCUCCAGAGAGAUUAAAAGAUCUUGAUCUGGACGCUUUUGCCGAAGAACUUGAGAGACAAGGGUUUGGCAAUAAGAGCAUAACUUUGUAUGACAUCAGAAAUGAACUUAACCACAGGUACAAGGAUAUGCGUACUCCAUUUGCUUCGCCUAAUCCUGAAGAACUUUUUGAUAUUCUAACUAAGGAGAACCCUGAAAUAUUUUAUCUUGGAAAAAUGAUAUUAGCUACUGUAAUUGGCAUUCAACAUCGGAAACCACAACAUGAGCAAUUGGAUAAUGCCAACCCCGUCAGGAAUGAUGAGACUGGCUUGUGGCAAUGUCCUUUCUGUUUGAAAAAUGAUUUCCCAGAGCUCUCAGAAGUUUGGAAUCAUUUUGAUGCUGAAACAUGUCCGGGAAAAGCUACUGGUGUGAAGUUACGCCUUGAUAAUGGUAUUCAAGGAUACAUUCACAUUAAAAACUUGUCAGACAAGCAUGUUAGUAAUCCUGAAGAAAGAGUUAAAACGAACCAGAUAAUUCAUUGUCGCAUAACAAAGAUAGAUGUGAAUAGAUUUUCUGUUGAGUGUACCUCCAAAUCUUCAGACCUCAUGGAUGCCAAUCAUGAAUGGCGACCUAAUCGAGACCCGUAUUAUGAUACUGAGAGGGAGUCAAAAGACAAGAAAGUGGAAGAGGAUGCUAAAAAAAUGAAGCAACAACAUGCCUACAUCAAAAGAGUUAUUGUUCAUCCUUCUUUCCACAAUAUUUCAUUUAAAGAAGCUGAGAAACUCAUGGCUAGUCUUGAUCAGGGUGAAUGUAUUGUCAGACCAUCUAGUAAGGGAGCUGAUCAUUUGACCGUUACUUGGAAAGUAGCUGACAAUAUCUAUCAGCACAUUGAUGUCAGAGAAGAAGGUAAAGAGAACUCUUUUUCACUUGGCCAAUCUUUGUGGAUUGGCAAAGAUGAGUUUGAAGACCUUGAUGAAAUCAUAGCUCGGCAUGUGAAUCCCAUGGCUUCACAUGCUCGUGAUUUGAUAUCGUUCAAAUACUACCGUGAAACUAUGGGUGGGAAAAAGGAUAAGGCGGAAGAAAUACUGAAGGAUGAAAGACGUAGAAAUCCAAGCAAAAUUCAUUACAUAAUAUCAGCAUCUCAGUCCCUCCCUGGAAAAUUUAUGCUUUCAUAUAUAUUAAAUCGAUGCAGACAUGAAUAUGUGACUGUUACUCCUGAUGGAUUUAGAUUUAGACAACAAAUGUUUGAUAAUUUGAAUGAACUUUUCAAGUGGUUCAAAGAACAUUUUAGAGAUCCUAUUCCUGGAAGCACACCUAGCACUCCUCGUGCUGGAAUUACCAGCAGAACACCUUUUCCAGCAACUCCAAAUCUUAGCAUGGCUAAUAUUGACCCUGCCAUCCAGAGAGUUGCACAGAGUAUGCCAACCCACAUGCUUCACAGCCUUUCACAGGUGGCUAGUCAGACUCCACAUUAUUCUCACACCCCUGGUGUUUAUGGAGCAAGCGGCGUUCAUGGUUACCCUAACACUCCAUAUACACCUUCAGGACGCGGAGCUGGACUCGGCGGCCCGGGUGGAGUUCCGUAUCUGGCAGCCUUCGAGAAACGCCCAAUAAUCAAAUUAAAUUAUGUGAAAUGAAAUAAAAUUAUGCGUGAAAAAGAUUAACACGCUUUCAACGCCUACCAGUA
This is a messenger RNA of Frankliniella occidentalis (western flower thrips), 4517 nucleotides long. RefSeq names its product transcription elongation factor SPT6. Gene Ontology annotation, molecular function: histone binding; nucleosome binding; DNA binding. Gene Ontology annotation, cellular component: transcription elongation factor complex. NCBI's taxonomy places the organism in Eukaryota, Metazoa, Arthropoda, Insecta, Thysanoptera, Thripidae. Gene Ontology annotation, biological process: transcription elongation by RNA polymerase II; mRNA transcription by RNA polymerase II; nucleosome organization. The record is from RefSeq and is a predicted model, not a curated record.